This is a messenger RNA of Parathielavia appendiculata, 2598 nucleotides long. RefSeq lists its product as uncharacterized. Bases 321 to 2366 code for a protein of 681 amino acids. NCBI's taxonomy places the organism in Eukaryota, Fungi, Ascomycota, Sordariomycetes, Sordariales, Chaetomiaceae. The transcript has a single exon. The record is from RefSeq and is a predicted model, not a curated record. Gene Ontology annotation, molecular function: methyltransferase activity.
CGCCUUUGACAAUUGUCACCACCAUUGUCAUUGCAUAGGGAAGGUUCAAAAUAGGAGAGGAAGCUUCCUGCCUGAUCAACCUCGACAAACACAUCCGACUGGGAGCGCCAUUCGAACGAGGCGGCUGGAGGGCGCUCCAGAGGUGGCCGUGCCCUGCGGGAACCGAUCGGUUAAAGGUACCUGAGGGGCUGCAUCCACUGUGGUGCAGCACCCAGCGCACCGGAACACGCCCCGCGGACAGCUGGCGGGGCACCCGACUUUACCCCCGUCCCGGCGCAGCAACCCCUUGCAGAUGAGGAAAAAAAUCGCUUGGGAACAGAAUGGAGUUUCUCACAGGAUAUGCAGCCGCCAAGGCCCCCUACCUCACUUAUGAAGUCGAGGGCUCUCACAAAUCCCGCUCCAAGCCGGCUCGCUCCAAUUCAACGUCUGGGACGGCGACAACGAGGAAGCGAUCGCGUGUUCCAGGACACGCCAGGACGAACAGUGCGAGCACAACCAGUAGUGGCGGGCGCACUGAGCCCCAGGUACCACCGUACAACAGCAACAGUCCCGGGCUGCAGCAGCCAUCGGGCGGCGCUGACGCCAGCGGAGUCGUCGUCGAGUCAGCUGGCGCCGUAGUGGCGUCGAGCCCGGAAGACUGUGCGGAUCCAAUUCCCGGGCACAAUCACCCUAGCCCGUCGCGGCGUCGCAACUCGCACAGGGAGCGGGAGCGGAUGUCGUCACUGCGAUACUUUCAGGACAAGCAGCUGCCAGCCACACCUCGACUCAACACCCAGGACGCCAGCGCGAAAUACCUUAGUGCUGGUAGCCAUUCCGAGCCGGCUUCGGCCCGCACGCCAGCCUCUGCGAGUGCUGCUCCUGCGGCCGCGUUGAGUAACCCCGGCUCUGUCGUCGCCGCCGUUGCCUUUCCCGAUCGCCGCAUGCCUCAGCACCCCGCCAUGUUUCAGUAUGCAGAAGCAGGAACGGGCAGGACGCCAGGAGGCGGCGGGCUCCGGGCCGAAAGCGUAUCGAGCGUGUCGGGAGCCACCACCACGAGCAGCCGUACAAUGCAGUCGAGCGAUCAUGCAUCGGAUUUGGUGCACCAACACCGGCCGUUCGUCGUCCGCAACGGACGUACGUACCUUGCGGAUCCAACCUUACCAUACCCAUUACCCGUCGACCUAGAAGAGUUGCAUCGCCAGAGUUUGCAGACGAUGCUCCUGAUGCAGCUGAACGGGCGCCCGAUCUGCGCGCCCGCCUUCGCCCACAAGCCGCCGCCCCGGAUACUAGAAGUCGGGUGCGGAACUGGCUUUUGGAGCCUGAUGUGCUACAAGCACUACGAGACCCGAGGCUUGCACAAGGACAUCUCUUUUACCGGAAUCGACAUUGUAGCCCUCCCUCCUAACUCAACGGCGGGCGGCGGCCCAUCAGGCCAUUCGCGACCGGACAAGGACAUGAAUUGGCGCUUUGUGCAACACGACGUGCGCAAAUUACCCUUUCCCUUCCCCGACGGCAGCUUCGAUUUUGUCAUGGUCAAGAACAUGAGCCUUGCCACGUCCAUGGCAGCGCAACAAUCACUCAUUGAAGAAUACAUCCGCCUCCUCACCCCGGGCGGCACCAUCGAGAUCUGGGAAACGGACCACAUGCUGCGCAUGCUCCGCCCUCACGUCCCGGAAGGCACAACCACCUCGGGCCCAGCCGAGCAAGAUGGGUUUCCCUCUUCCACCACUCCAAACGCCAACGACAUGCACGACACUAAACAAGACAAACCCGACGCGGCCGUCGCCGCCAAUACCGAACUAGGUGGUGCCUACAUCAUGACGCCCAACACGCCCCUCAGCACGCCCCUCAACAACUUUUUAGUGGAGUACAACGCCUGGGUGUCGCGCGCCCUCGAGGCCCGCGCGCUGUGCACCAUGCCCUGCACCGCCAUAGGCCCGCUCCUGAUCCAGGAGGCCGAGGUGCUGACGGGCGUGGGGUCGCGGCGGCUUGCGGUGCCGCUGACCGAGAUUCGGUGGGAGAAGGAAGGGGUCGGCGGCGUAGUCACCAAGGACGGGAAGAGUUAUAUUGAGACCAAGGCUCGUAAGGGUGGUGUUGUAGGGGCUGCCGGGGGUGCCGGGGGAGGUGGGGGAGGAGGUAGUGGUGAAGGUGUUAGAGGGGCAGCUGGGGGAUUGGACGCUGCUGCUGCUGCGCUCAGGAGGACGGCGCUGAUGAUUGUUGUGGGCAAGAUACAGAGCUUGGAGCCUGUGCUCAGAGAGGCGAGCGGGAAGAGCCAGGAUGAGUGGGAUGCGUGGGUGGGGAAGAUGAUGAACGAUUUAGUGAGGGAGAAUGGGACGAGCUGGGGGGAGUGUCUGGAGGUUGGGGCUUGGUGGGCGAGGAAGAGGUGAUUUGUAAAGUCGGGGUUGGGAGCGGUGGCUGGUCGCAUCUUGCUCCUGAUGUGAUGAGUGCAGGGUGCGGGAUUAGUUCGUUCCGCCAUUUGAGCGUCGUUUCAACGACGGCGGUUGCUUGUUAUGUGCCUAUAUAUAACGAUGUAUGCGCUGUUGUACAUGUACGUAGGUCGUGUUCGGCCUACGCGCCGUCAUAUCUCUUCCUCAGCGUCCGGUAUCGUUUGAGGUAGUA